Mya arenaria is the source of this 1401-nucleotide messenger RNA. Its product is annotated as multiple epidermal growth factor-like domains protein 10. The record is from RefSeq and is a predicted model, not a curated record. NCBI's taxonomy places the organism in Eukaryota, Metazoa, Mollusca, Bivalvia, Myida, Myidae. Bases 55 to 1320 code for a protein of 421 amino acids. The transcript has 6 exons.
GUGGAUUUAUGAAUUACACAAAAUUUGUUGAGUUUAAAGGUUGAAACAAAAAGAAUGCAGAUAAAGGCUCGACACGUUCUUUUGAAAACAAUAUUAUUCGUUUUAUUUGGACUUUAUAUGUGCGGUGGAAAAUAUGGAAUUCGAUGCGAGAACACCUGCUCGUCUACUUGCUAUGAUGUGUGUGACAAUCAAGGGAAUUGUCAGUCGUGUAUGUCAGGGUAUCAUGGUCAUCAAUGUGAAUUUGAAUGCAAUUGCGAGUUCGGGUGUGAUCAACUUCAAGGCCACUGUUUGAAUGAAGCUUGCCCAAUAAACUGUAAUGGUACCUGUGAUGUUUCUUCACAGACAUGCUAUUCAUGUAAUCGUGACGGCCGUAACCAGCAAACUGAAGAAACUCACUCUGGUUCUGUGAUCGGUGGAGCGGUUGGUGGUGUGCUUGGCGUUUGUGCUGUCGUAGCGCUAGUGGUGGUUGUCCUGGUAUUGAAGAAAAAAGGGAUUAUUUGGAAGGAGAGCAAGAAGACGUAUGAGGAUAUAUCACCAGGAAGAAGCCAAGAUGAACCCUACACAACAUUGGCAUCUGCGAGCACGACCGAGUACGAAAUACCCGAUUCGGAGCCAAGGUCCGAGCUGACCAUCGAAGGUGAAGACAACAGGGUGUAUUACAAUGAUGAGAGGGCCUACUACAAGAAUAGCCGUAAUGGCAGCUGUUUGUCCUGUGUAUCGGGAUAUUACGGUUACAGUUGCAACAUGGAAUGUCAACAGAACUGCGCAAGUAAUAGAUGUCAUCAGAAUGAUGGAUUGUGUAUGUUCUGCCCUGCAAACUGUGUAUCAUGUGAGUCCAACACCACUUGUACGCUUUGCAAAGACUCUAAAUAUGGAGAAAUGUGCCAUUUUUCUUGCAACGAGGAGUGUACAGAUAAAAUUUGCAAUAUCAAAGAAGUAUGUUAUAAUUGUUCUUCGUUAUCUGCUUUUGGUAGUUACUGCAAUUUAACGUGUAAUCAUAAUUGUGUUUUGUCUACUUGUGAUAGAAAUACAGGUGCUUGUAGUAACUGUAAAAAUAACUCAGUGUUUGGAAUGUUUUGCAAUGAAAUAUGUAGUCCGUAUUGUCUUACAAACGAAUGUAACCGAGAGAGUGGCGUUUGCUUAAACCGAUGCAGUGAUGGCUACUUUGGAACUAAAUGUGAUCAGGAAUGUUCUCAAGGAUGCCGAAAUAAUUCAGGAACAAUAUGUGAUCCAGAAGGUGCAUGUCUUGGAGGAUGCACUGAAGGAUACCUUGGCAAAAAUGCAAAUCAGGUACAAAUCUCAAAGUGUUUUAAUAAAUAAUUAGCUUGCAAAGUAUCGAAAACAAAGAUAUCAAAAGUAAAAUUUCCACUGAACUACUGAAAAUAACACAGUGAUAAAACA